AUGGUGCUGGCGAAAGAAGCCGACAAGAAGAUGCCUGCAUCCCAACAGGACAUUAAGGUUUCAACUAUUAUCCCCGAAAAUUCUAACAUAGCUGUGAUGAAUCUUGGUAUAAUUAUUACGUAUAACAAGUAUGAGUGCCUUAUUGGGGAUGGUGGUAAUCUGGUGGUGGAUAUCAGUCUUGCACCUUCGAAGGUCCCACCUACCUGUGGAAAAUUCAAUAGGUACUGA
This is a messenger RNA of Ilex paraguariensis (yerba mate), 228 nucleotides long. The record is from the annotation of a GenBank genome assembly. NCBI's taxonomy places the organism in Eukaryota, Viridiplantae, Streptophyta, Magnoliopsida, Aquifoliales, Aquifoliaceae.